Mirounga angustirostris (Northern elephant seal) is the source of this 2987-nucleotide messenger RNA. RefSeq names its product polypeptide N-acetylgalactosaminyltransferase like 6 (gene GALNTL6). The transcript is spliced from 12 exons. Gene Ontology annotation, cellular component: Golgi apparatus. NCBI's taxonomy places the organism in Eukaryota, Metazoa, Chordata, Mammalia, Carnivora, Phocidae. Gene Ontology annotation, molecular function: polypeptide N-acetylgalactosaminyltransferase activity. The record is from RefSeq and is a predicted model, not a curated record. Gene Ontology annotation, biological process: protein O-linked glycosylation. Bases 1182 to 2987 code for a protein of 601 amino acids.
CCUCCCCUCCCGGGCUCGGGCUCCCGCACGUGGUCGGCACCAGCAGCCUCUCGGCGAAAGGCCGACGACAGCGAACGAGGAGCGGGCGGCCGGGAGCUAGCGCGGCGCAGCUUCGCGUACUGCUCGCCCUCCCCGGCGCCCUCGCCCCUUGCCCAGCGCAGCGCAGACUCGGCUUCACCUCCCUUCGUCCCCUUCGCGGGAGGCGAGGCUGAACAUACCGCCUUUCAGGUGCUCGUGAUGUUUCUCUGGGUUCGCUCCAUUGCCGGAAAAGAAUGGUAACAUGAAGAGCGGAGCGUGAGAGCGUCACGCGGGAAGGGGAAGGGAUUGACGGGCAGAGCGCUUACUUCGCGGAAGAUCACGUUGCGAGGGCUGCGCGAGGCGAAACGGCGCGGAGCCUCCACUUCCUGGCUGGACUCCGCGGACGUCUGUAGCCUCCCUUCCUGCAGGUUCCCCGCUCGCGAGCCGCUGCCUGCGGAGGAGAGUUGAGACAGCGCGUGAGCCGCCAGGAGUUUGUGGACCUCCAUCCAAACAGGAGUUGUGCUCCGGUGCCCGUGUCCCUGGAUCCGUGUGGAGCCCGCCAGCACGCUGGCUUCAGAGGGAGUUGAACUUGAGUUCAGGUGGGUUAUCCCGGGGGAGCACAGGAGGAGACAGACGUUCAGGGAAGACGAGGAAGGUGAUGUUGCAAUGUCAAAAGCGGACGCUUUUCUUCCUGACUCUUGCUGGGGCUGAGCCGCUUCCCCCCACGUCGUUCCCCCGACCGACCCGCUCCUCCCUGACCCAACCCUCCCCCACUAAGGGGGGGAAACACCACCCCUGCUGUGUUCUUACGUAUCUAGAAUGCUGUAGACUUUCAUAACUUAUGAUUAUGUGUCAAAUCCAUUGCUUUGUAUUGCUUUAUAUGAAGAGAGGCUUAAUGAUUUCCUCAGUCAAGUCAUUUACUUCUAAGCCAAUAGAUAAUGCCUUCGUCAUAGUUUGCUGGGGGGAAAGUAACUGUGCGUUUGUUCUGCAGAUGCCCAACUCCCUCUGAAUCCUGCAGAUUGGUGCUGAGUACGCAACAAAAGUUUUUAGCCUCUCCUCAGUUUCUGGUGCUUCGCAGGGGAGAGGAAAGGACUUUGGCAUUAAACACAAGAAGCAGUCAGGGAGCCAUCUCCUCUAACUUUUCUUCUCUGUUAUCAUUUGCAAUGAAGAGGAAACAGAAGAGAUUUCUGCAGAUGACUUUGUUAUUCAUGGUGGCUUUAAUUUUCCUGCCCAAUAUUGGUCUCUGGUCUCUGUACAAGGAUAAGCACUUGGUGAAAUCUACAGAACCCGGGGAGCAGCAGACAUUUCCACUGGGCCUGGGAGAUGGGCAAUUCUAUGCAUGGACAGAUGGUUUGAGAAGAAAGGACUGGCAUGACUAUGAAAGCAUUCAGAAAGAGGCUAUGCGCUCAGGGAAAGGUGAGCAUGGGAAACCUUACCCCCUCACUGAAGAGGACCAUGAUGACUCAGCUUACAGGGAAAACGGUUUCAACAUUUUUGUCAGCAACAAUAUUGCUCUAGAGCGGUCCUUGCCAGAUAUUCGCCAUGCUAAUUGUAAGCACAAGAUGUACCUUGAAAGGCUUCCAAACACCAGCAUCAUUAUCCCAUUUCAUAAUGAAGGUUGGACUUCACUCCUGCGUACCAUCCACAGUAUAAUUAACCGAACCCCAGAGAGUCUGAUAGCAGAAAUCAUUCUGGUAGAUGACUUCAGUGAUAGAGAACACUUGAAGGAUAAGUUAGAAGAAUAUAUGGCCCGAUUUUCCAAAGUAAGGAUUGUUCGCACCAAGAAAAGGGAAGGGCUCAUCCGGACCCGCCUCUUGGGGGCAUCUAUGGCCAGAGGAGAAGUCCUGACGUUCCUGGACUCCCACUGCGAGGUCAAUGUGAACUGGCUGCCCCCGCUCCUUAACCAAAUUGCACUAAACCACAAAACCAUCGUGUGCCCCAUGAUCGAUGUCAUUGACCACAAUCACUUUGGGUAUGAGGCACAAGCUGGGGAUGCCAUGCGAGGCGCCUUCGACUGGGAAAUGUACUACAAAAGGAUCCCCAUCCCUCCAGAGCUCCAGAGGGCAGAUCCCAGCGACCCUUUCGAGUCCCCUGUUAUGGCUGGAGGUCUCUUUGCUGUGGAUCGAAAAUGGUUUUGGGAGUUGGGUGGCUAUGACCCAGGUUUAGAAAUCUGGGGAGGAGAACAAUACGAAAUCUCUUUUAAGGUUUGGAUGUGUGGAGGAGAAAUGUUUGAUGUCCCAUGUUCUAGAGUUGGUCAUAUCUACAGGAAGUACGUUCCUUAUAAAGUUCCAUCUGGGACCAGCCUGGCAAGAAACCUGAAGCGGGUGGCUGAGACCUGGAUGGAUGAAUUCGCCGAGUACAUUUACCAGCGGCGCCCAGAAUACAGGCACCUCUCCACCGGGGACAUCUCCGCCCAGAAGGAGCUGCGCAAACAACUCAAGUGCAAGGACUUCAAAUGGUUCAUGGCGGCAGUGGCCUGGGAUGUGCCUAAGUACUACCCUCCGGUGGAGCCCCCACCGGCUGCCUGGGGGGAGAUUCGAAACGUGGCAGCAAAUCUCUGCGUGGACAGCAAGCAUGGAGUCACAGGCACUGAACUGAGGCUGGACAUCUGUAUCAAGGAUGGUUCUGAAAGGACGUGGUCUCAUGAACAGCUCUUUACUUUUGGGUGGAGAGAAGAUAUUCGACCCGGUGAGCCACUGCACAGCCGAAAAUUCUGCUUCGACGCCAUCUCGCACAACAGUGCGGUCACUCUCUAUGACUGUCACGGCAUGAAGGGGAACCAGCUCUGGGGAUACAGAAAGGACAGAACAUUAUUCCAUCCUGUGAGCAACAGCUGCAUGGAUUGCAACCCCGCAGAGAAGAAGAUUUUCAUGGCCAGAUGUGACCCUCUAUCUGAGACUCAGCAGUGGAUUUUUGAACAUAUUAAUAUGACUGUUUUAGAAAAAUUUAACCACCAUGCCAGCUCCUAG